AUGCAGGAUUUUCGACGAUUCUUUUGGCCAACUAUCGCUUGGCGUCUACUUCACAGAUCAGUCAUUGUUCCAAAACAGAAGCACUGCUUAACACUACUUCCGAAAGAGCAAAUAGCUUUGACAGUCCAUCGGUGGCUAUUCGCUGAAUCAGUCGAGCAUAUUGUAAAGAAAAGUGGUAAUACUAAGGACAAACAUCUCACACUUCCCUUAUCUGAGCAUAAGGCGGAUCAGUCACCAGAUUUUAUUAUUGCUGGGUUGCGAGACAUUUAUCAAAAGCGGCUAACGGUUCAAUCACAUGUCUUUAUUGACAGCAUUUUGAUACCUCUUGAAUCAAAAAAUGGCAAUCUGGUAGAAUUUCUGCAACGAUCUGGUGACACUCAUGUUCCAUUUCUAUUGAGCUUAUGCGGCCUGCCAAUGAGUGAUGCUACGUGUAGUGCAAAAUCCUCAAUAGCUGAUCGUCUUUGGAAUGCACUUAUCCGUGCAAAUGUUCCAAUAACUCAUGCAGCGAUGAAAAGCCGUUUGAGGACCUUAAUUGAAAACGAGCAAGCAUUCGAUGCCCUGCAGAUGUUGAAGGAAGCUGAAAUAACAUUUGGUCUGGAACCAGACGAAGAAUUUUUCACUGCUAUUCUGCAGGGACUCUCGGUCACGAGAAGUAUUAAUACAAUGAAUUGGAUGAUAAGAGAAAUAAAAAGGCGCAAGUUGACCGUGAACAGAGAAAUGAAAAUAUCUCAGAUAUACUGCUAUUUUAAGAACGAUGAUCACAAGGCAGUAGAUCUACUUCAAAAUGCUAUUACAGAAUAUGGGAAUGAGUUUGAACCACUAAUUUUUAUGGUGCGCUGUCAAAUUGCUAUCGAAAAAUGCAAUAUCCAAGAUUUUAAGCUGUUAUUGGAUUCAUUCUCUUCAUCGGAUUUAUCACUGAAAUUACUCACUGAUGAAAUGGUGGUGAAAUUUGUUUGGUUACUGGCGUGUAAUGGUACCGAUUCGAUGGGCAAAGAUCAUGAACAGCUUUGCACUGAAAUACUUCGGAAAGUAAGAAAAGAGCAUGGUUUUUUUAAAUUGAUGGUUCGAGAGGCAAAUCGACAUGCGGUCCAUGGAAUGUUCUAUUCAGCCCUCUCAUACUUUCACAGUGAUUUGCAUGAAUCAGCCAAAUCCACUUUUGGAAGUGGAAGUGAUCUUGGACGUCAUAUGGAAUGGGUUAGUUGCUUCUCGAAAGCUCUAAUAAAUGCUGAUUUGCCUUUGGAAGAAUUGAAAACAUUGUUUACCCAUAUAAAUCGAAACACUCAUCAUGCGCAUUUUUUGCUGGAGAAAAUUUUGUAUUGUGUUUUGACGCAAAAGUUUCUGUCUAUUCAAAAAUCUUUACUGCUAACUUUGGAACUUUUGAAAAUUUUGGAUCCUUAUCGCACUAAGAUUCACGUCAUUAUAUCCUUACUUGUACGUGCAUCUGGAGUUGAGCAACGCCUCGAAAUAUUAUCUCGUUUUUUAUCAGUUGGUUACAACGAUUUAAAUCACUUGAAUUAUGGCGCUGUACGGAAGCUGGUUCUGCAGCCUAUACUCGGAGAAGAUGGCGCAAAAAAGAACAAUUGGAACACCGAACAACUUGUUCGUAUUGUGGAUAUUAUCAAGGAGCAUAAAAUAUCAGAAGACAAUGCUUACAAACUCUUAGAACCUGCUGUCACAGGAGUGAGCAAUUUGGAAAAGUGGCUGAAGGAGCGAAGUAAUCGAAAGAAAACUAAUGUAAGGAAUUAUAGUGAAAAAUUUUCGAUUAUAUUGAAGAAAUACAUCUCGAAUGAGGAGGUGGAUAAGAUCCAUGAAUUCAUCAAAAUAAAUGGUUCGGCAGAUAUUCCUCAGUUGUUUCAACCCAUUAUUAUGUUAUACAUAUGUAAAGCUGAUUGGAACAUACUCACAGAAUACAUAAAACAAAUACAUAACGAUGGCAGUAGUUUGGUUCACUUAACUAUUGACAAUGUUUUAUUGAUACUGGCUAGACAUUUGCAAGAAUUCAGGAGUUUUAACAUGACGGCUGAUUUUGUUCAUUACUUACAACAAAUUGUUCCUAAAGAUCUGCACUCAAAUACUAGGAAUCAGAAAACGAUGAAGAGGCUAAUAAAACAGUGCUUAGAACUUUCUCACCAAACUAUUCAGCCAUUAAUUGCCUGCUCGCAAAUGUUUAGGAUACUCGCAGAUGUUAAAUGGAUUCAAUCCGGCUUCUUUGAAACUGUCUCAAUUUCAUUUGCUUCAGCGGCUUUAACAAAAUUUGGUUUCGAAGAAGCUUUGAAAGUUUGCAGUUUUUUCCAAUUUUGUGAUUUUCCAAAUGGUAUCAUUUAUUUGCUGCAUUAUGCUGCCAGAAUCAAUGAUGAAAAUCUUACCAAUAAAGCUCUUUCCAUAGCGAGAACAUACUGGCCAGAAUGGAAAAUUUCCAUAAUCUUUGCUUCGAUUAUGAUUUGUUUAGAAAAGCUAGAAGAGGGCAGUCGUUUGCUACAAAAUGUUAAUAUCCGAUGGGUAAACGUUUUCCAGACUUAUAAACUGUUGUGUGCUUUAAAUCUUGAUGAGGGGCAUAACUUUCACUUCAACUAUCUAAACCUUUUCUCAAAAAUACUGGGAUACAGCAAAUAUGAUGAAGCUUGCACUCGUUUGGCAUUGAAUUGUUUGAAGAAUUGCACUCGAAAAGAUCCAGAUCAAGCUUAUUUGGUGAAGGAUUUUCUCAAAAGCAUUGGAAUGUAG
Messenger RNA from Cercopithifilaria johnstoni, 2721 nucleotides. The record is from the annotation of a GenBank genome assembly. NCBI's taxonomy places the organism in Eukaryota, Metazoa, Nematoda, Chromadorea, Rhabditida, Onchocercidae.